Molecule: messenger RNA, 2541 nt
Organism: Xiphophorus couchianus (Monterrey platyfish)
Lineage: Eukaryota; Metazoa; Chordata; Actinopteri; Cyprinodontiformes; Poeciliidae
Gene: lmln
Product: leishmanolysin-like (metallopeptidase M8 family)
Exons: 15
Coding region: 405-2504 (699 amino acids)
Biological process (GO): proteolysis; cell adhesion
Cellular component (GO): cytoplasm; membrane
Molecular function (GO): metalloendopeptidase activity
Source: RefSeq, a predicted model, not a curated record
UCGAAGAAAGAAAGCUAUAAUACAUCUCUAAACAGCUCUAGUAACCCGUCAUAGCUAGAAACGAUCUUUGUAGGCUUGUAACGCUCCCUUGUUCUUUUUUAAGUGGAGUGGCGCAUCCUGUUCCUACACGGUCUUCGGAGCGCCGGGUCCGCCUCCUCUCAGCUGACUCCGGAGCAACAAACCCGAACCCGCAGCUGCUGUCAUUAAAGCCUUUAGCCGGCCGGCACUUACAGUCUGCUCGAAAAAGUAGAACCGAAUCAUCGACCGUUUUUACGGGAUGGUAUCGUGUUCAGAUUCACCUCGCGAGCGAUGAAUAAAACGCGCGCCGAGGGGACCGGACGGAGACCGGCGGCGGGUGUGUUUGCUCCGUGCUGCUCAGUACCGCUUCUCGGGCUCGUCAGAGGAUGGAGCGCUGGUUAAGAGUUGGUGGCGAGCCGUCCGUGUCCCGGUGUCUCCUCGGUCCUGUCCUCGUCCUCUCGCUCCUAGCGGUGCAAGCGAGCUGUCACAGAACCUGCACACACACAGUCCCCUCCGGCCGUGAGGUUGUCCAUCAAGUGUACUUGAAGCCUGAGCGCUUGGCAAAGAGAAGUUCUCCUGACGACCUGCAGCUAAAGAUAAAGAUCGUCUACGACAGCAGCGUUGACCAACUUCCUGCUGACAAACGGAGACUGGUGAAGGACAAGCUGUUUCCUCAGGCCAUCGACUACCUUCAGAGGGCGUUCAGCUUGAGACGCAGGGUGGGACCCGUGCUGCUCAGCAGACAAUGUGCAACCAACCAGUACAUGCGGAAGAGAGGUGACCCUCAUCGGUACUGCCAGGACGCCUGCGCAGACGUCACCCGGUGCGGUCCCGUCGUCGUACCACAGCACCACCUGCAGCAAUGUAAGGUUUGCAGUGAGUCUGGGAAGUCCUGUGGCCCAGCGGGGCCCCCGGACGGCCCCGGGGUGGAGGGCUCAGACUUUGUGCUGUACGUCAGCGGCAUCACCACUGAGCGGUGCGGACAGGAGAACAUAGUGGCCUACGCUGCCUACUGCCAGCUGGAAGCAGAGCUGGACCGGCCCAUUGCAGGUUAUGCCAACCUGUGUCCAGCCAUGAUCUCCUCUCAGCCUCAGGAGUUUGAAGGAAUGCUAUCCACUGUCAAACACGAGAUCAUCCACGCUCUGGGGUUUUCGGCCGGUCUGUUCGCCUUCUACCACGACGACGAGGGCAAACCUCUGACCCCGCGCUUCGCCAGCGGCCUUCCCGCGUUCAACGAGAGCCUGGGCCUGUACCAGUGGAGCGAGGCGGUGAUCAGGAGGGUCAGCCGACUGUGGGACAUCAGAGGAGGAGAGAUGGUGCGGCACCACGUUCACGUCCUGGUCACUCCUCGGGUCGUGGAGGAAGCCAGGAGGCACUUCAGCUGCCCCAUCCUGGAGGGGAUGGAGCUGGAGAACCAGGGCGGUACGGGAACCGAGCUCAACCACUGGGAGAAGCGGCUGCUGGAGGUCCGCACCUUCUCCCCCACCCCGCUACGUUUUACAAAACGCCAAACAAACCCAACUUGUUCUUUCCUCCUCGUGAUUCCGCACGACUCUCUCCAGAACGAGGCCAUGACGGGCUCCCACACCCAGAACCGGGUGUUUUCCCGCCUCACGCUGGCUAUCAUGGAAGACAGCGGCUGGUACCGGGCCAACUACAGCCUGGCCCAGAGGCUGGACUGGGGCCACGGCCUCGGCUGCGACUUUGUUAUGAAGAGCUGCAAGUUCUGGAUGGACAGACAGAGACAGAGGCGGCACCCUGUGACCCCGUUCUGUGACACAGUGCGGGCCUCUCCUCUGCAGCUGACCUGCAGACAGGACCAGCUGGCAGUGGCUGUCUGCAACUUACAGAAAUACCCCCAGCAGUUGCCCCUGGAAUACCAAUAUUUCGAUUGGAUCCCGGACGUGGCUGCAGAUCAGCUGUCGUCCUUCGGGGGCGCUGUGGAGAUCGCCGAUUUCUGCCCCUUCAGCCAGGAGUUCAGCUGGCACCUCAGUGGAGAAUAUCAACGAAACUCGUACUGCAGAGUAUCGGAGAACCAGCCAGACUCAUGGAGGAAUUAUGGAGCGGAGCAGUACGGCCUGGACUCUGUGUGUCUGUACCAGAAGUCGGCCUUCGUCAUGGAGCAGUGCACCAGGAAGAUGACGUAUCCAGACUGGGGCUCUGGAUGCUACAAGGUUUCGUGCUCGUCUCAGGGCCUGACGGUGUACGUUCAGGACCGCUCCUUCCUGUGCAUGAGGAAAGGUCAGCAGCUGAGCGUCAGCGUCCGGGUCAACGACUGGGUUUACAACGGGGUCCUUCUCUGCCCCGCCUGCGCCGACUUCUGUGACGACUGCCCCCUGCCCCACCAGCUCCUGCCCAUCAACGCCUCCAGGAGCAAUCCCAUCGAUCCCUGCUCCAGUUCUCCAGGUCUGGCCAUCACUCUCUGGCUGCUUCUGCUCAACCUGCUCCCUUUAAUGGCUGGACUGCUGAUCUGUCACUGGAGCUGAUGACACACACACACACACACACACACACACACACACA